AUGACUCCAAGAAUGGUUGCCGGUUUUCGAAGAUCUCUUUCUUUCAACUAUCCAAAUCAUUCAAACAAGCCAAACAAAAAAGCUUUUCACGUUCGAUCCACUAGUCUUCCAUGUGAUCGAUCCCAUCCUUUAAUUUCUCAGCUCAAGGAUGGGCUCAACGAGCUCAAAACAUGGGCUUCCAAGCCCGAAGCCCGCACCUCUGCAUGGCUCUGCGAUGGCUUAACACAACUCAAAAUCGUUCACGAAUCCCUCGACGAUCUCCUCCAACUUCCUCAAACCCGUGAGUCUCUCCAUAACCACUCCGAACUCGUUGAGAAGCUUCUAGAAGACUUCCUUCGAUUCGUCGAUGUUUAUGGGAUUUUCCGGACUUUAAUUCUCACAUUCAAGGAAGAACAUUCGGCUGCACAAGUUGCUUUAAGACGCAAAGAUGAAUCCAAGAUUGUUUCCUACGUUAAAGCUCUAAGAAAAUUAGCAAAAGAAAUGGACAAACUCAUGUCCAACGUGCAAUAUUGUAUAGGAAAAUAUGUCCUUGUCCUACCCCAACAAUAUUCUAUAGAAGAUACAGAGCUAGUCGAAAUAUUGAAAGACGUUUUAGAAGUGACUGUAUUAGUUUCUGUUGAGCUUUUUAAUGGGCUUUCUGUGUCAAUGUCAUUGCCAAAAUCAUCUUGUUCUUGGUCGGCAAAGAAAACGAAGAAAGUGAAAUUGGAUGAAGGGAUUGAAGAGUUUUCAAAAAUGAGCUUGUUGAGAAAGAAAAUAGAAAGUGAAGAGCUGAAGAUGGUUUCUAAAAAAAUGCAUGAAUUGGAAGAUUGCAUUUGUGAGAUUGAAAUUUGUGGGCAGAAAGUGUUUAGGAGUUUAAUUAACGCUAGGGUUUCAUUGCUCAAUGUAUACACACAGUAG
Molecule: messenger RNA, 897 nt
Organism: Nicotiana tabacum (common tobacco)
Lineage: Eukaryota; Viridiplantae; Streptophyta; Magnoliopsida; Solanales; Solanaceae
Biological process (GO): root development; shoot system development
Source: RefSeq, a predicted model, not a curated record